GACAGAUGGUGUUAUACUGUCUGUUCAGUUAUUGGUUGGAGUGGUGUCUCGUGCUUGACCUGGCAAUUCGCUCAUCUGGGUCCCACUGGGAGGUGGAUUAUUCGGUUGUUUUGUUGGACAGGUUCAUUGUUAGUGGGGAAAUUUAGUCUCUUGAAUCCACAGGGAAAUGACUUGCUCCUGUAAGAACUGGCAUUUCAGUGCAAGUUUACCAAAUUUAUUCCUUAUAUAGGGGUAUUGGUCUGUGAUAGGAGUCAUUUGAAAUGAGUGUUUCUUCAGAUGAGGUUCCCAAAAUGGACACUAUAGUUGAGACAGAUUAUUUCCUUGAGCGAAUGGAAAAGGACUAUCUGGAUAAUAAUAACCAUAUCAGGGAUUAUAUGGUAUCACAGGUGAAUGACGUUGUGACGAGCAUACGGGAAUCGGACAAGGAGAACAUCCCGCAGUCAGCCCAAGCAGAAGGAAUCACUGAAGCCAUGGACAUCCUGAAGGAGUCCAACUCCUCUAUGUUUGAGGUUCUUUAUUGUGGCAAGAUAUCUGUUAGUCACAAACGAGCCCCUCCUACCUUCAUCGACGAGUCUAUAGAGAAAUUUAAAGAGCAUGAGAUGAUGGUACAGCGGCGAAAGCGGCACUUCUCUUCUGAUGAUCGACAGCGUUCCCUAUCCGAUGCAUCACCAAAGAAGUCAUCCUCUCUUGAUAUCGUGGAAGAAGACAUAUCAAAGUCACACUCUGACAUUGAUCUUCCAUCAGUUAUCCAGAACAUUCAGAACAACAACUCAAAUGACUCCACACUUACCAUGGAUUUACCACGAAAGUCAUCCCUACCCUUGACAGACAACCAGGUUUCAAGACUCCUGGAAGACUCACCAAGGAAAAAUUCCCUACCGCUGUCAGGUUCUCAGGAUGUCGACUCAGGUGCGACAACAGGCCGCACAUUUGGAACACUCCCACGGACAGACUCUUAUGCCAAAUUGAUGGCAGCCAAAGAAAGUACUCACAACCGAACAAUGGUAUUCCAGAUAGGAAGGAGUACACUGACAGUAAUCAGUCUGGACAAGAAAUCCUUUGCACUUACUAAGAAAUUCAGUGAGAUCUCCUUCUGCUCCCAGGUUAGUAUUGGUUUCAAUGUGUUGGGGCCCUGUGGUGUGUGGGGGCAUCGUGGUCUAGUGUUACGACUCUCGUCUUUCAAUCAGAGGGAUGUGGGUUCGAAUCCCAGCCAUGGCAAGUUUUCCUUCAGCAAGAAAUUUACCCACAUUCUGCUGCACUCAAUUCAGGCAUGGACCUAUGAUUCAGGUAAGGUGAAUGGGUACCAGGCAGGAUCAAGUCCUUGAAUGCUCCAAGCGCCUUUAGCAGCUGGAGGUAUGUGCUUGGGUAAUAUAAAGUGUGUCAUUGAACAGGCAACUAAAUAAUCAGUGCCUCAUAAAUGCUAUGUAUUAUUAUUUGUUAAUGUAAAUUCUCAUCUGCUAUAACAUGUACUUAAGUUUUGUACAAGAAGGGGAAAUGAUGAUGGUAAACAGGACUUAUAAUAUUUGGUCUGGGGGUGUUUUCAUAAAUAGUUACAUGCAAAUUCCUGAUUGUGUGCAGUAUAUAGUGCAAUUCAGCAUCGGUCAAAACAUUUUCAAGAGAUGUGCUGCGCGCUACUGCAUAUCAAUCAUUACGAAAGAGUGUUAGAUCAAUCAUGUGCACGUCAUCACUUAAGCAUGAAUUUAAGUCACACUUAAUUCUUUGUGAAACGUCCGCUGAUCAUUUCAUCUGUUAAAGUGUUCCUGUUUGUUAUGAUUCAGAGUGUGCAUGUUCCAAAAACAUCUUAAUUCUGUGAUCUAUUAUCAAUUAUCAUGUUCCCUUUUAUAUAUUAAUACAGAUUUACCAUUUUGAAAAUGCAUUCUUCAAUAUCACCAGGGAGAUCUCACCUCCCUGAUGUCACUAUUGAAAAUGCCACAUAUAUGAAGGAAUUAUUUGUAUACUUCUUCUAGGUUAUGUUGAAUCCAGCCUCCAAGAACUCUUUGAGAACCUGGUUUAACCCUAUCUAGGCCGGGGUAUUUUGGGAGUUCAUAUGGCCGGGGGGGGGGGGGAGGGGGGGCCUACCAGGCCCCCCCUUGAGAUCUCGGCCGUUGACCGCGUGAUCGUGCCGAAAAUUGGCAUGCGGGUUGUCUGGGACAUAAUCUACAAAAUUGUAUAGUAAUUUAUUUCAUGCGAAUUGCUAUUAAGUGAUUAUGCUAAUUUAUGCGUAAUUAGUAUGCGAAAUCAUACUUUUUCCUCUAACUCCCUAAAUAAAGCUCCAAAUGUUCUAAUUUUUGGUAUAGAAACUCUUUGUGGUGUUCUUAGCAAGUGUACAUGAACAAAAUUGCGAUAUCAAAUCAUUUUCUUAUGUAUUAUAUUGUUUUUUGCAAUUUCUUAUGUAUUUUUAUUUUUUUUCCUUUUGUUUUUCAUUGUUUUUUCAAUGAAAUUUAUUGGGGACUCUUCUGAGAUCAUAGAAAGCAUAAAAUGAAUACAUUUAGACCAGCAAAACUAAAAAUAAUCAUACAUUUAUGAUUUUUGGUUGAAAACACAAUUUGCAUUGACUUUGUACAUAAAAUCACGUUUUUGAGCAAUUUUUGGUCUGACAUGCACUUACAUAAUGCUGCGUAAUUUCGGAACCCCUUACCCGGGUGACGCAAAAUUGGUCUCAAAAGUUGCGCAAGACUUGAAAGUAAAAAGUCAGCGACCGGCGCGGUCAAAAAAAUUCGCGCGGCGAAAAUAUUGCGCGAAUCGUUGAGGGGGGGGCCUCCGAGGCCCCCCCCCCGGCCUAGAUAGGGUUAAGGGAAAUGAAAAAUAAAGUUAUCUACUUUGCACACAUAGGCCCGUAUUCUGAAGUCAGGUUUAACUUUAGCGCUAAUGGUCUAACUCUGUGCUAAAAUUAUGGGAAGCCAAAAGUGUCAAAAUUUUUAUUAAGUUGUAUGUUUCUUAUGUUUACUGUGCUCUUUCCUGAUUCAUCGAUGGUGAAGACAGUCAUAUUAUACUUCCUAGACAAUUAUGAAUGAUUUCAGAGCCAAAUAAGCUGAACUAUGAUAUCUCUACUGUUAGUGACUUAUGUAACAAUUGGCUAUCCAUACUUAAACCACAACUUUAAACCUGAGUUUACUUCAGAAUACGGGCCAUAGUGUAAGUUUAUAAUGUAAUUGUAUGUAACAUCAUUUUGGAUAAUUGAAAACAUGUUCCUCUUCAUACUUCAAGAUUAUCAAGAGCAUCAGAGCAUGAAAAUGAUGUUAUUUUAAUUUCACCAAUUCAGCCCAUUGUGUUAAUGGUGCCAUGGACUACAUCAUUAUAUUCAAUAACAUUUUCCUGUUUUGGUUCUUCCAUGUUGUUGAAGAGAGUCCAAUUGCUCCAGAUGUUUAGACUGUACAUGUAUGUACUGGGAAAGACGGAUAUCACCUGUUUUCAGUAAAGUGCUAUACCAGAAACUUUUCAAGCGUUUCGGUAGAUAUUACUGUCACAGACUUCCCCUUUUAUUUGGGGAAUAAUAAUGGAAUGCCCCUUGUUGAUUGCGUAUUUAGUUAUCAUGGGGCAGG
Messenger RNA from Lytechinus pictus (painted urchin), 3542 nucleotides. Its product is annotated as TBC1 domain family member 4-like. Bases 261 to 1325 code for a protein of 354 amino acids. The record is from RefSeq and is a predicted model, not a curated record. Lineage: Eukaryota; Metazoa; Echinodermata; Echinoidea; Temnopleuroida; Toxopneustidae. The transcript is spliced from 2 exons.